AUGGCUGCCGGAAUCCGCUUUGUGGCGGAGCUCCCUGUAGUCAUCCGCCGGCAGCCCUCCUUGAGCAGCGACCAGGUGUGUCUCCUCCAGAAGGGAGACGAGAUCACAGCCACCGACGUCUUCCAGCAGGGAGGCGUCGAGUGGGUGAAGCUGGCGAGGGGCGCCUGUGCCUUGCGAAGCAACGGCGCAGAGGUGCCGCUGGAUUUGCGAGAGGAGGGUUUCAUUGCUACGGUGGUGCCGCCCUCCAACACGCAGCUCAGGAGGGCGGAGGAAAGUACCGCCAUGCCGGAGCAAAUGCUGUCAAAGAAGGAGAUCAGCGAGGUCCUCGCGCUGAGCUCAGAUCCAAGUCUGCAGCUUCCGCUGGAGGCCAAGUACUGGACACGACAGCAGCUGGAGAUGUUCGUGAUGAGCGGGGGCGUGCUGCGGCCGAAGAACUGCUCCAUGCCGGACGAGCGGCUCCUGGCCAACGCCUCGAUGAGCAAGGAGGAGAUUGUGCACUCCCUGGCCCAGGCCGCCGAGUGGAUUGCUAGCGCCGACGCGCUGCUCAUUGGCAGCGGGGCUGGCAUGGGCGUGGACGCCGGCCUGGGCACCUUCCGGGGCGGCAAGAAAGGUGUUUGGGACGGGCUGGAGGCGGUGGGUUUGGCCUAUGAGGAGAUCUGCGAGCCCCGGUGGUUCGACGAGGCGAAGGGCGAUCCACGCCUGGCGUGGGGCUUCUGGAACCAUUGCUACAAGGCCUACCAGGAGACAAAGCCGCAUCAGGGCUACGCGGCGCUUCGGCAACUGGGCCAAAGGUGUCCCUUCGGCUUCUUUUCCUUCACGUCGAACAUCGACAGCCACUGGAUCGCGUCCGGCAUGUCCGCGGAGCGAGUGCUGGAGGUGCACGGGGCGGUGAAGUGGCUGCAGUGCUCAAAGCCCUGCUGCCCGGACGUGUGGAAGGCGCCGCCGGACCUGGGCUUGGCGGAGGACUCCACGCACCGGGUCACCGGGGCGCUGCCCACUUGCCCAAAGUGCAAGGCGGUUGCACGCCCCAACGUGCAGAUGUUUGGAGGUGACUCGGGCUUCUCCCGGGCCCGGCGUGGGGCGCAGAACACCCGGUAUGAUGCCUGGAUCAACAGCUUGGCCUCCCGACCAGAUGCCAGCAGCCUGCGUGUGGUGUGUCUGGAGGUAGGCUGCGGCUUGACGGUGCCAACCGUGCGACGCGAGCUGGAGAAGAUCCUGCAGAAGUUUCCUGGCGGCCGCCUGAUCAGGGUGAACCCCGAGAACCCGGGCCUUGCCAAGGAGUUGGUCUCUCGGGGCGUGAGUGUGCCGUUGCCUGGGGGCGCCGCCAUUGAGAAGCUGAACCAACAGGUGGCGCAAACCGAGGAGACCAUGCAGGCGACCUACAUCCUGUGGGGCACUGACAGCGGGUGCGAGAUCAAAGCGCCCUUCGGGACCACCCUGGGGCGCCUGCUUCGGUUGGCGCAGUGCCAGGGUGGGAUGACCGUGGACUUCAAGCAGGGCGUGGUGGCGGAGGUGCGGCAGGCCAUGGGCGCCAAGACGGAGGUCCUCACCACCGAGCGGUCAGUGUCCAUCGACAUGUACCAGGAGAUCAAGCUCGGCGAGGGCAGCGAGACCCAGGUGACGGCCAUCAUGAAGGUGGCUGCCACCUUCUCGGGCGGAACCAGCUAUGGCGGCUUCAACCUGAACGCGCCCCUUCUGAAACGAGUCCAGCAGGUUAGCGCGUUGCUGGACGACGUGAACGAGCGCUUCAGCAAGCCGGAGCGCGCGAAGCCGCGAGGAAUGGCAUGGUCCUACCGCGCGGAGCAAUGGGUGCUGCCCUGGCCUCCGCCAUUUGUGCAGGACGGCGACACGCUGUCCUCCAUCUCUGGCUUCUCCAGCGUGGCGGUGGCACAAUUCCGGACGCUGGAGACCGCACCCGAUGUGUCCUUUCAGGCUCCAAAGGAAGAGGAAAGGGCGGUUAUAUACGCCAGCCAGGCGAAGGCUGAGCCAAGCGCGAGGGUCUCAAGCAGCUCGAUCUCCCAGCGCAUCUCCCUGGCGAGGCGCUACUUCGAGCUGCGCCUCGCGAGCGUGCCCUUCAUGCGAUGGCGCGCCAAGGCCUUGUCGCAGCGCCCAAAGCGGCACUGCGAGCGGCGGCAGAGGCUGUCCCUGGCUUUGCGCCUCUGGCGGCUGAGGGGCCGGCGCCGGCGGCUGGGGCGCCGGCUCUGGCUGCCGCAACUCCUGGCCGCCGUUGCCGGCUCGGCGUUGCGCGCGGGGUUCCGGCAGCUGCAGCAGCCUUUGCUGCAUUUGCGCCUAGACCUGGUGAGGGCGAGGCUGCUUCAGAUCAUCCAUGGGCGUACCCAGCUGUCCCUCGCGGUGUCCUGGUGGAAGCAGGUCCAGCUCCGCUCGGCAUUUGCCGGCUGGGGAUUCGCCUGCAGGCGCCUUCGGAGUGCGCCGGAGGUUUCAAUUCCUUCGCUUUCGGAUGCGGACGCCUCGCCCUUUAUGCUGGAGGAUGAGGCGUUGGCGCGCCCCCGCCUGCCGCCGCCGCCAGAGCUCGCGCCACCGGCCAGGCGCAGGCCUGAGUCGAGCCUGGCGAAGCAGGCGAAAAGCGAGAAGCCGCCGCUAAACGUCUUCUUGCGCGUUCAGCAGGAGGGCUUCAGCAGAUGGUGGCGCGCCACCUCCAUGGAUCUGAGCGGGGAGGAGCUGCUGGCCCGGCAGCGGCGCGGCGCCCUGCUGGUCCUACUGCAGUCGCGCCUGCGGAACAGCAUGGCAAUGCAGCACUACGUGGCUUCGCUGCUGCACAAGGCCCUGGAGGCGUUCUGCAGCCAAGACGUGGAGGUGUCUGUCCGCCGGCACAGAGCCCGCGGGAGGCAAGUGGAGAGGCCAGGGCUGCGGGGCAUGUCCGCCGGGGAGGUGAUGCGGAAGGGCUGGCAGCGGUGGCGCUAUGCCGUGGCUGCAGGGCACCAGGUCCUGGCGCCCAACCCGGGCCGCCCGCCCAACGUCACACUGGCGCUGUGCCGGAUCGCCGGGGAGAUCCAGGCUUGCCGCAAGGCCGGCGUGACGGAAGGCGCCCGCCGGAAGCGACGGAUGGCGUUGCCGGCGCCGCCCCCCGAGUCGAGCCGGCCACCCGAGGCGGAGACAACGGAGCCCCCACACCUGGCGCUGCUGCAAAAGGCUUUGGCCGGGUUCGCCUGCAUGGCGCAUGCAGGUUCCAUGGAUGCCCCAGCUCUGCUGUGGCGCGAGGGCGCGGCACUGCCGCCGGCGCCUGAGGUGCUGAGCCUCAGUGCGAGUUGUGGAGGGAGUGCGGAGGACCCAGGCCUGAGGGACUCAUCCUCGCGAUCGCCGCGGUCGCCACGGUCGCCUCGGUCGACCUAUGCGCUGCGGGCGGCGACGGCCUCGGUUCAGCGCGCGGAUGCCUGGAGCCAGUUGCUGCAGGAGGCCGCCUCGCGCCCGCCGCCCUCGCUCCCGGCGCCGCUUCCGCCAGCGCCGGUGUCGCCGUGGGAGGACUACGAGGCGAGGCUGACGUGCGCUGCGCCGCAGAGCCCGGCGCCGGGCCGGCUGAAGCUGUACCAAAAGGCUGUGGAGAGCUGCGAGGAUCGGCGGAGUUUGCUCAAAGAGACGCGGCACAUCCAGUUCGAGGUCUUGCCCAAGUUCGGCAUCGAAGCAUCCGAGAAGGGCACCUCCAUCAUGGCCGCGUGGAUCGGAGCUGCCCAGGGCGGAAUCAAGGAGGUCGAGGCGAAGGUGGCCGCGUCCAUGCACCUCUCGCGGGUGGCGUACAUCGCCAAGCUGCCCUUGGUGAAAAACAAGGCGACGCCGGAGCCGGAGGCUCCGGUGCCUUCGCCGGUGGCGCUGGCGCCCACGGUGGCGCCCUGGCCUCACGCCAAGGUGGCCCAGGCGGCCCGCGAGACCACGGUGACCACGCCUCCAGUGUCGCAGAAGCCUUCUCCACAGGCGCCUUCAGUCAAGCCGGAGGUGAUGGCUGAGCCUGAGAAGCCCAAGAAGCCAAAGGAGAAGCCCAAGGCCGCCCCGAAGCCCAAAGAGGAGAAGCCGGCUGUUGCGCUCAAAGUCACGGUCACCAGGUUCAGCACUUGGGAGGACGACGAGCCGCAAAGGCUGCGGCUGGACCUGAUGUCCAACACCAAGGUGGCGGAGCUCCGGGCACGCAUCGCCGAGGUGUGCGCGUUGGACGAGACCGAGACGCGGAAGAUGAAGCUGAUCAAGAGGAAGAAGGCGGGCUUCAUGACGGCUCAGGAGAGCGAGAACGUCUCCAGCGAGGUGUUUGUGCACCAUGUCGACAAGUGGAUCAGCGCAUGA
Effrenium voratum is the source of this 4290-nucleotide messenger RNA. Lineage: Eukaryota; Dinophyceae; Suessiales; Symbiodiniaceae. The record is from the annotation of a GenBank genome assembly.